This is a messenger RNA of Camelus dromedarius (Arabian camel), 453 nucleotides long. RefSeq names its product ribosomal protein S21 (gene RPS21). Lineage: Eukaryota; Metazoa; Chordata; Mammalia; Artiodactyla; Camelidae. Gene Ontology annotation, biological process: endonucleolytic cleavage to generate mature 3'-end of SSU-rRNA from (SSU-rRNA, 5.8S rRNA, LSU-rRNA); translation; endonucleolytic cleavage in ITS1 to separate SSU-rRNA from 5.8S rRNA and LSU-rRNA from tricistronic rRNA transcript (SSU-rRNA, 5.8S rRNA, LSU-rRNA). Gene Ontology annotation, molecular function: structural constituent of ribosome. The record is from RefSeq and is a predicted model, not a curated record. The transcript has 6 exons. Gene Ontology annotation, cellular component: ribosome; cytosolic small ribosomal subunit. Bases 145 to 396 code for a protein of 83 amino acids.
CGCGCUCCCUGCGCAGAGUCGCCGCGGCGUGCGGGACCUGGAAGUACUCGCCGAGGUCCCGCCUCGCCCGCCAAUAGCGCUGCCGGGGAAAGCGGAGCUUCCUUUCUGCGCUCGCGCUCGUCCUGCUACCAUCAGGCCGCACUCAUGCAGAACGACGCCGGCGAGUUCGUGGACCUGUACGUUCCCCGGAAAUGCUCCGCCAGCAAUCGCAUCAUCGGCGCCAAGGACCACGCGUCCAUCCAGAUGAACGUGGCCGAGGUUGACAAGGUGACAGGAAGGUUCAACGGUCAGUUUAAAACCUAUGCUAUCUGCGGGGCCAUUCGCAGGAUGGGCGAGUCGGAUGACUCCAUUCUCCGACUGGCCAAGGCCGACGGCAUUGUUUCAAAGAAUUUCUGAGACUGGAGAGGAUCAUGGAUGUGGGAUGUUUGUCAUAAAUAAAACAGUGAAAACCCA